CCUUCUGCUCAGUGCAAAAGCCAGCACCAUGGUCCUGAUCCUGGGUUACUGGGACAUUCGUGGGCUGGCUCACGCCAUCCGCCUGCUCCUGGAGUACACGGACUCACACUAUGAGGAAAAGAAGUACACGAUGGGGGACGCUCCCGACUAUGACAGAAGCCAGUGGCUGAAUGAAAAAUUCAAGCUGGGCCUGGACUUCCCCAAUCUGCCCUAUUUAAUUGAUGGGGCUCACAAGGUCACCCAGAGCAACGCCAUCCUUCGCUACAUUGCUCGCAAACACAACCUAUGUGGGGAGACAGAAGAGGAGAAGAUUCGCGUGGACAUUUUGGAGAAUGAGGUUAUGGACACCCGCCUGUACUUUGCCAGAAUGUGCUACAACCCUGACUUUGAGAAACUGAGGCCCGGGUACCUGGAGGGACUCCCUGACAAGCUGAAGCUCUACUCACAGUUUCUGGGGAAGAGGCCUUGGUUUGCAGGGGAGAAGCUCACGUACGUGGAUUUCCUGGCCUAUGACCUCCUAGACCUACUAUAUAUAUUCGAGCCCAAGUGCCUGGAGGCCUUCCCAAACCUGAAGGAGUUCAUGGCCCGCUUUGAGGGCCUGAAGAAGAUCUCUGCCUACAUGAAGUCCGGCCGCUUCCUCCCACACCCGGUGUAUUCAAAGAUGGCUGUAUGGGGCAACAAGUAGGCCUGCGUGAGGGGAAAUGUGGGCAAGGAGCCAGUGCUGUGUUUUGUGCAGGAGUCCUGGGAGCAGCUGCACCUCCCUGUUCCCUGAAACCAGCUGUCUUUCUCCUCCUUUUCUUUCUGGUAACUCCCACCCAGCCUCAUUGGGCCCCUUGACCUUGUCCAGUGACAUUGAUCCAGGACCGUUACAGGUGUCCAACGCCCGACUUUUCUUCGCCGAAGUGCCCCCCCCCACCCCUGGCAUUAUCCUUCCUGCGCUCAAGCCAACCAGACCUUUCUUCUCUGACUGGCAGUUGGACUUUGUGGAGCCUGACUGUCUCCCUGGCCCUUGGGCUCUGCCUGAGUUCCUCCCAGCGCUGCGUGAGGACAAGAGUGCAGGCCUGGCUCCCCCAGCGGGGUCCCUCCCCAGCCAUGCCUGACCCCCAGUAAAGCCUUCAUCCUUACCGCUGUGUCCUGUCUUCUUCCCUCGCGGGCACCUGUCUCUCUGCCGGCCCUGUGGCCCCAGGGCUGACUGGGGACCCUCGGGGGCUGAUCCGUGGGGGCCUAUGUGGGAGGUGGGUGUUUGCAGACUUUUUCUUCCUCUUUCUGACAGCUUCAGAGCAGGGAGCCUGUGGCCUGUUCUGAAUUUUUGUAUUUCUUAACACUGUCGGAUGCUCUGGAAGGUACCGCAUUCCUCUAGUUUGUUGUCAUUACUGGGGCAGGUCCCCCAGCAGACACUAGCCGGCAACAGGCAAGGGCAGUGUUAUGCUUCCGUCAGAGAUUCUUCUGUUGUUCCACAGGGAGAGUGUCUGAUUGUGCGGCCCCAUUGGGAGGCGAGUGGGUCUGUGUCCAAAACCGCGGGCGCCCGGGCUCCACGAGGUUAUCUUAGCCGAGUGUCCCAUGAUCCUGGUAAUCCCUUGAGGUCUUCCAGCUUUAUGUUUUGCUAAUCGCUUAUUGGCUCUGCAUGUUUCUGCCUGAUGGGCCCCUGUCCGUGGGUCUCCCUGUGGAGAGCUCUCUGUGACCAUCUGGACCCACGACUGAUUCCAUUCCUGGGUCACGGUGAACGUUGAGGGGGUGGCCGUCAGGACCGUUUUUAACGCACAGAAUUACUUAAUGGUGGUUCUGUUAUAGACUUCUUAUCGUAUAACAAUAAAAUACACAAUGUCCUCACAAUUCUCAGGGAUGGUGCUGGUCACACCAAACAGACGUAGAAAGUAGAAGCAUAGCUGAGUUAGACUGGACAGGCUGACAGAAGAGUUGGAGUGAAGAUACCAUCCUUUCUCAGUGGUAGACUCCUUGACCACUGCCAUCUUCUUAUGGCUUUAAAGGGCCACCAUCUGCCUGCACAUCUUGCCAACCUGAGAUGCGUGAGUGUAUCUGGGAGGCCUGGCAUGGCAGGGAAUCUGGAGCGCUAGGGACUGGCAGGGGUGAAGGGUGGGGACCACAGGAAGCAGGGACUGAACUCUGCUGGGCUCGGGUGACACGCCCUUCCAUGCUCCCCAGCAGGGCACAGAUGGGCAGACCCCUGACUUCUGAGAUUGCCGAGCGAUCGGCUGCAGCCUCCUUCCCCACUGCACACUCCAUUCUGGUGCUCGGAAAUCCUCACGCAGGACUGGGCUCACUCUUUGCUGUCCUAACACAGUGUCAGCUAAUUUGAGGCUUAUUUAUCUGUGUUGUAACUUGUAAGACCGUUUGUUUUUCAAAGUUCCCUUCUUCUGUGUUCACACAUCCACGAAGCCUGGCAAUACCCUUUAUACGAAGGGAAAUGAGCCACAGGCCAAGCUUUGUCCCACUCGCCUAGUUUGAAAUAGUCUCCCGGCUUCAACGUGGAAAGUUGGCAGGUGGGAGGUUGUUGUCGUCACAGAUCACAGAUCACAGGAGAACCGGAGAGGCCACCUGAGCCUCCCUGAGCUACAGAAAAGCCCACGUGGGUGGGAAGCCAGCGUCAGGCUGGAAUGCAUGGACUAGAAGGCUGAGGGUCUGCUGGG
Molecule: messenger RNA, 2648 nt
Organism: Ailuropoda melanoleuca (giant panda)
Lineage: Eukaryota; Metazoa; Chordata; Mammalia; Carnivora; Ursidae
Product: glutathione S-transferase Mu 1
Exons: 8
Coding region: 29-685 (218 amino acids)
Biological process (GO): glutathione metabolic process
Molecular function (GO): glutathione transferase activity
Source: RefSeq, a predicted model, not a curated record